AUGUCUUCAGAACGCGCUGAAGACGCGAGUCAGCAGCCUCUUCUGGCUGAGCAUCGGCAAGCAGAUCACGAUGCAGCCGCGUCGCGGGGUACUUUUACGCGUAACCUCGGCGCCGUCGAAGCGUUCGGUAUAGUCGUCAGCAUCGUCAUCGGAAGUGGAGUUUUUACUUCUCCAGGCUCGAUCGACACGAAUGUUCCGUCGCCCGGAUUGGCGUUGGUUAUUUGGUUGAUUGGCGGUGUUUUGGCUUGGACGGGUGCCACGACGUUUGCCGAGCUUGGCACAGCUAUCCCUGGCGAGGGCGGCGUUCAGCCAUAUCUUCAGCAUAUAUAUGGUGAUGUCUGGGGCUUCCUUGCAGCGUGGACGUGGAUCGUCACCGUCAUGCCAGCAACGCUAGCGAUCCUCUCCAUCGUCUUUGUCGAAAGUGCCUACUCAGCCGCAGGCGUGAUAAACGAGGACCACCGCAUAUCGCAUAAGCUUCUCUCAAUCCUGGUCCUCAUCAUCAUGAGUGUCGCAAACUCUAUCAGCACGAAAGCAAGUACUCGCCUCAACGGCUUCUUCGUGGUUCUCAAGUUUGUGAGUAUUCUUGUUGUCGUCAUGGCUGCGCUAGCUGUUGUUGGUGUCCAUGCUACGCAUCCUGAUAAGGAAGUUGGGGGCGGUGAUUGGUUCAAGAAGAAUUGGUUCGAGUACAGAGAUACGUAUAAUCCGAAUGGACCAGAUACAGAUUGGAGCAAGUUAAGUCAGUGGGAGAUCUUCGGACAUUACUCUGCUGCGCUUUAUGCGGCUCUUUGGGCUUACUCUGGUUGGGACAAGGCUAUCUAUGUUUCCGCUGAGCUUUCACAACCUGCAAAGCAACUCCCUCUGGCUAUCAACACCUCAAUUCCAACAGCGAUCAUCUGCUUCCUUGCCGCCAACGCUGGAUACUACGUUCUACUCCCAUGGGACGUCGUUAGCACUACUGAUAGCGUUGCUGUCACUGCUCUCACCCGUCUUCUAGGCCGAGGCUUUGGUAUCGUCACGGCUGUCCUCAUCUGUCUGGUCGUUGCAGGUUCUCUACUUGGCAACUCAUUCGUCGCAAGCCGUAUGUGCGUGGCUGCCGCAAGAAAGGCGUGGAUUCCCAGUCUUUUCACCAUCGUUGGCCGAAUCGGCGUGAAGCCUAAUGCCCAAGAAACUGUGGAAUCUGAAGAUGAGUCUACUAAAGAAGCUGGAGACGCGCCUAUCAAUGCCGUCAUACUUUCAGUUAUCCUUGCAUCAUUUUAUAUUCUCUUUGGAAGCUUUAGAGCUCUUUUGACCCUGAACGGACUAGGAGAGUACUCUUUCUUCUUCCUCACCGUUCUAGGCGCUAUUAUCCUACGAUAUCGCGAACUUGAUCUAGAGCGUCCUUACAAGACCUUUUCAAUCAACCCAGUAGUGUUUGUGUUGGUCAGUGGAUUUGUGGUUGUCCGAGGCGCCAUCUUUGCGCCUGUCCAGGCCGUUGUCAUCCUUGUCAUCUGGGCUGUCGGUAUUGCCUUUUAUAAGGUGCGACAGUACUUGGCCAGGCGUUAG
Molecule: messenger RNA, 1542 nt
Organism: Fusarium subglutinans
Lineage: Eukaryota; Fungi; Ascomycota; Sordariomycetes; Hypocreales; Nectriaceae
Product: B(0 +)-type amino acid transporter 1
Exons: 3
Coding region: 1-1542 (513 amino acids)
Biological process (GO): amino acid transmembrane transport
Cellular component (GO): membrane
Molecular function (GO): L-amino acid transmembrane transporter activity
Source: RefSeq, a predicted model, not a curated record